AUGACCUUUGAUGACAUCGUUUCUCCUAGAACCCUCUUCAACUCUAUCCUCAACGACGAGAUUGUGAAGGCUGCAUACAAGCAGUGCAAGAGUCAGCCGGUCAAGUGCGCCAACGAGAUUCUUCCUCGACACCCCCUUUGGUACACCCGCCGGACUGGAAUCCAGAACUUGUUUGCGGGCCUUAGACUCCCCAACGUCCAGACCAAGGACGACGGGUAUGUCAAGCACUACACGAGCUCUACUAGAGAGAGAAAUGGAUCUCGAUACACCCUAGAGUGGGCAGAGCAAAGGGGCAACCACAUCAUGGUGGUGAGCCGUCUGGAGACUCGACUCCCUCAUCGCGAAGCCCCCAAGCGUAAAGCAGUCAACGCCGACUAUGGUAUGCGCCACGAAAUCAGCCAGCGGAUGAAGGAGGUCCAGCGUGGCAUCCUCCGAGGAAAGCACCUCAAUCGUGUCUUUUACGUCGUCGGGAUCAAGGACACGCCGGAGGAGACUAUCUGGUACCUCGCUCGAAGGGUUCUUCAGAGUAUGAGGACCUUCAAGUCUCCUCUGACUCUGACGGAAAAGGCGCGAGAGCAGUGGAAGGUUGAGCAGGAGAAGUACGCCGAGAAGCAACAGUACAAGUGGAAGCAUCUCACACCCGAGAGCAGCAAGAACCGAUAG
Fusarium vanettenii 77-13-4 is the source of this 663-nucleotide messenger RNA. RefSeq lists its product as uncharacterized. Lineage: Eukaryota; Fungi; Ascomycota; Sordariomycetes; Hypocreales; Nectriaceae. The transcript has 2 exons. The record is from RefSeq and is a predicted model, not a curated record. The coding region runs from base 1 to 663 and encodes 220 amino acids.